Molecule: messenger RNA, 741 nt
Organism: Trichomonas vaginalis G3
Lineage: Eukaryota; Parabasalia; Trichomonadida; Trichomonadidae
Product: keratin-associated protein family
Exons: 1
Coding region: 1-741 (246 amino acids)
Source: RefSeq, a predicted model, not a curated record
AUGGAUGAUGAAAAUAAUGUUAAAUUCACUGCUCAAGAUUUAUAUGAUAAUAAAGCUGACAAGAACCAUACACAUGAAUCCUUCACUACUGUUAGAGCAGACGACAUAAUAUUGAACUAUACCCUUGGUUCAAAUGCACCAUUAGAAAAUCCAAGUACAAGCGUAAAAGAUACUCUUAACAAUUUAGAUAACAGUUGCAGGAAUAUCGAAGAUCAUGCCAGAAACUUUGAAGCAUAUGAACUACCAACAAUGUUAGAUAAGAAAGCAGACAAAACAGAGCUUCAAACAUUAAAGACAGAAAUACUUCAAACAUUAUAUCCUGUUGGUUCUAUUUAUACGUCAAUGAACUCAACAAAUCCAUCAACAGUUUUAGGUUUUGGUAUGUGGAAGCAGAUUGUAGAUAAAUUCUUAUACUGUGCUAGAUAUUCAAAGCAAACAGGAGGUUCGAAGAAAAUUAAAGAAGCAAACCUUCCACCACACACUCAUACAGGAACUACAAACACAACAGGUAAUCAUUCACAUUCAAUAACAAAAAGAGGUUAUACAAAUCUUGCAGCAGGUUCGGAUAGACAGGGAAUGAAUAGAUAUGAUAUUUCAACUGACCCAGUAGAUUCAAACGCAGGUAUUUUCUGUGGAACCACAGGAAAUCAUUCACACACUUUCACAACAAAUCCAACUGGUUCGGGUGCAGAUUACAUGCCACCAUUUGUGACUAUAUUCGCAUGGUACCGCGUUCAAUGA